This is a messenger RNA of Paramecium sonneborni, 342 nucleotides long. NCBI's taxonomy places the organism in Eukaryota, Ciliophora, Oligohymenophorea, Peniculida, Parameciidae. The record is from the annotation of a GenBank genome assembly.
AAUGUUACUAAGGCAUGGAUUAAGACUUAUAAAUUUUGUAGGCAUUUUAAUGGUUGUAUGUUUGGUAAAGUAAAUAUAAAAUUUUAUCAAAAUAGGGUUUUUAUUUUUUUUGAUAUAGUAGUUUUAUAUAUGUGGGGCAUGUAAAAUAUAUUAGAAAUCAAAGUAAGAAAUUCCAAGAGGAAUAGUAAUGAUGAACUGAGUUUGAAUUAUCUAUAAAACAUUAAAAAAUCAUUUGAAAAAUAGGGUUACGACAGUUAACGAUAAAUUUUGGUUUAGUGUAUUUUAACUCUAAGUUUGAAUGAACAGUAUAUUAACAGUGUAGAAUUGAAUAAGGUGACUUGA